Molecule: messenger RNA, 2805 nt
Organism: Onychostoma macrolepis
Lineage: Eukaryota; Metazoa; Chordata; Actinopteri; Cypriniformes; Cyprinidae
Gene: pigu
Product: phosphatidylinositol glycan anchor biosynthesis, class U
Exons: 12
Coding region: 5-1312 (435 amino acids)
Biological process (GO): protein localization to cell surface; attachment of GPI anchor to protein
Cellular component (GO): GPI-anchor transamidase complex; membrane
Source: RefSeq, a predicted model, not a curated record
AAAAAUGGCGGCUCCUUUAACACUCCUGCUGAUAGUGGCUGUUACAAUAAGAGCCGUUUUAUUCCGGUCUAGUUUGGCAGAAUUAAUUUCAGAGAGGGUCGAGGUGGUGUCGCCUUUGAAUGCGUGGAAACGAGUUGUAGAGGGUCUUGCCUUGUUGGAUCUGGGGGUCUCGCCUUAUUCAGGAGAUGUGUUUCAUGAAACACCACUUAUGAUAUACCUCUUUCAUUUUAUGGUCGAUUAUGCAGAGAUUGUUUUUAUGAUAGCAGAUGGAAUCACAGCGGUGGCUCUUUAUCUCUCAAUUCAGAUUUAUAACAAGAAUGUCUUUAGAAAGCAGAAAUAUGCCUUGGAAUCUGACCGGUAUCCCGCCGACUGUUUGGAGCUCCUCCGCUCUCCGAAGGAAAUGUUCUACAUCCCCCUCAAGGUUGCCAUGUUUUAUCUGUUAAACCCCUUCACCAUCCUGUCUUGUGUGGCAAAGUCAACUUGUGGGCUGAACAAUGCCAUUAUUGCUCUCUUCAUUUUCUGCACAUUGAAAGGUAGUGCCUUGUUGAGUGGGAUAUUGUUGGCCUUGGCCACAUAUCAGUCCAUCUAUCCUCUGACCCUGUUUGCUCCUGCACUCCUAUUCUUCCUGCAGAGGUUAUAUAUCCCAGUGAACCUGAGGAGGAGUAGUUUCUGGUUCUUCACUCUUCAGUAUGCGUUCAUAUAUGUGGGCAGUCUGGUGGUGAUCACUGGACUCUCUUUCUUCCUCCUGGGCUCCUGGGACUUCAUCCCUUCUGUCUAUGGAUUCAUAUUUUCUGUUCCAGACCUGACUCCAAACAUCGGACUCUUCUGGUACUUCUUUGCAGAGAUGUUUGAGCAUUUCCGUCUCUUCUUCAUCUGUGUCUUCCAGAUAAAUGUCUUUUUUUACACCAUCCCCCUCUCCAUCAAACUCAAGGAGCAUCCAGUGUUCCUGAUCUUCAUGCAGAUUGCCAUCAUCUCCAUCUUUAAGUCAUACCCUACUGUGGGAGAUGUCGCCCUCUACAUGGCAUUUUUGCCAGCCUGGAGUCACCUUUACCGAUUUUUGAGGAACAUCUUUCUGGUGUCGUGCGUGCUGUUGGCAUGCUCCGCACUCUUCCCUGUGCUCUGGCAUCUGUGGAUAUACGCUGGCAGUGCCAACUCUAAUUUCUACUAUGCCAUUACAUUGCUCUUCAACUUUGGACAGAUCCUCCUGGUAUCGGAUUAUUUCUACGCCUACCUGCGUCGAGAACAUCACCUGACACACGGCCUCUAUCUAAAGAAGAAAGAUGGCACUGAAGCCACUCUAGUGUUAAAGUGACCUUCUUUCACAGGACUUGGGAGAUCUCACCGACUGCCUCACACCUCCAUAUCUCUGCUCUUUUUUUAUUUUUUUAUUGUCCAUUCACACUACAUUUUUUUUUUUGUUGUUAGUUUUUUUUCUCUCUCACCUCAAUACGCCUUCCCCUGCUUUUUUCCCCCUUUACUUUCCUUUGCACAUUUGAGCGUUUUACCUCAUGUUUGAAUGUUGACCCCCUCUUGGACCAAAGCUGUUUUGUACGAUACUUUUUGAUAAUGGGGGUUGACUGAAGAUAUCUGAGUGAUACAGAACUUUACUAUUUUGGCUCCCAUGAGGUGGGUACAAAGUUAUUUUCACUUUUGAUUUGCUUGUCUUUCAUUGUUUCAAAGGAUUUAUUUUCUUUAUUAAAACUCCAUUGAAAAAGUGAGGUUGUUUGGUUGGAUGUGCAGUUUGAAGUCGUGGUCAGCAGAGGGCAGAACAUGAAUGUGGAGUGAUCAUAUAAACGUUGACUUCAGAGGGCCAAAACUGAAGACACUUCGUGGACAUUUUAUCGGAGAGUCCGACAUGAAGAGGUGGAUAUGUUCAAAUGUUCUCUGAAUGCUUUUCUUGGUUAAUGGGUUUUUUUUUUAACCUCUUAAUAAUGCAAGUGGAGUAAGAGUUGCUUAAAUAUUAUAGAUUUGGUACAUUUUGUACAACAAUUUUUGGUUGUUUGUUUUAUGUUCUUAAUGAGGGAUUAAACUGCACUGUGAUUUUAUUUAUUUUUAAAUUGGCCCUGGUUUGAAUUGGGUUUAUUGUUCUGUUUUAUGAUUCCUUUGGGAUUAAGAAUUAACCGCCUAGAUUUACUUUGAUCCAUGCUUUUGAUCUAACACCAGGGCAUGUGAACCUAUCGAUUGCACACCUGUAUAACCCCUCCCUCCUUUGGGUAGGCCUUCCUUCUAGUUCUUAAAUGGUGGAAUUUUCCAUUGCCUCCUAUUGUUUCCAGACUUUUCUAAUAAUCCGCCCUUUGGUCAGGUAUGAAGACGCAAACAUCCGGGUGGCUUUGAUAAUGAGGUCAGCUGUUUUAAAGUCUAGUGUGUGGAAGUCAUAAAGAUGUAGAUGCUGAAGUUUAUGAACAUGCUUGCCAUUUUAUUUCCACAUGCACUGACAUACCUUAUCAUACUUGUUGUUGACCUUAAAUUACAUUUACAACACAAAUGGAUGUUUAACUAACAAUUAAAGUAUUUUAUAUCAUGCUGUAUUUUAACCAAGAAACUGUUAGCAGGAAGAUAAAUAUAUAUACACUAUAUAUAUAUAUAUAUAUAUAUAUAUAUAUAUAUAUAUAUAUAUAUACACUAUAUAUGUAUAUGUAUAUAUAUAUAUAUAUAUUCAUUCUUGAUCCCUUUUUUUUUUUUGUCCUGUUACUGAGUAAAAACGAGCAAAAUUAAGGUAAUACUUGUUUUCACAGAAUACAUUUUCAGUUUGCUUCUCUUCCCACAUUGGCAAAAACUUUUAAUUUAUGCUUAAAACAAAAACAA